Aspergillus ochraceoroseus IBT 24754 is the source of this 3447-nucleotide messenger RNA. RefSeq lists its product as uncharacterized. The record is from RefSeq and is a predicted model, not a curated record. The transcript has 11 exons. Gene Ontology annotation, biological process: protein phosphorylation; mitotic DNA damage checkpoint signaling. Gene Ontology annotation, cellular component: nucleus. Bases 1 to 3447 code for a protein of 1148 amino acids. NCBI's taxonomy places the organism in Eukaryota, Fungi, Ascomycota, Eurotiomycetes, Eurotiales, Aspergillaceae. Gene Ontology annotation, molecular function: protein serine/threonine kinase activity; iron ion binding; oxidoreductase activity, acting on paired donors, with incorporation or reduction of molecular oxygen.
AUGGCCCCACGAAAUGAGAAGAGCUCUCUAAAGCGCACCAGGUCGUAUCUACCUACCCCUCUCACAAACAACAAUGACUCUACAGCAACGGACAUUCGGUUGGAGGCAACGGCUACUCCUCCGGGCAAUUACAGCCAAGCCCGUCACCAGACUCCGUUAAGUUCGGAGCCUCAUCAGUCACUCUCAUCUCCUCCUGGUGAUACACAGGCUCUGUCGCAAUUCGUAUACCCUCCCAGAGCGUUUGCAGAUGAGGUUGAGGAUGAGGCUGUGGAAGGGGUCUGGGGGUAUCUCAUCCCACUUGACGACAAGGUCCGAAACGCUCUUGUGCUCCGAAAGCGCGAUGGCUGUGAAAGCAAAUCCAAUAGCCCCAAGUCAAAGUCCAAAAAGAUUUCACAAAAGCAGAGCAAAGACUCCACAACUAAACCGACUCCGGGUCGCACCCCUGGGGGUUAUCUGGUUGGAAGACAUCCAGAGUGUGAUCUGGGGAUUGAUAUUCCCACCGUGUCUAACCGUCACUUUCUGUUAUUUCCUGAAAAUAGACGAGGUGACACCGUAGCAAUUCUGGAAGACUUGUCCAGUAACGGCACCUUCGUGAACGAUGCUCUUGUUGGUCGAAAUAAACAUCGCGAGCUUGAAGACGGCGACGAGGUGACGAUCUUAGACGAGGUGCGGUUUGUUUUCAGGUACCCCCGAACAAGGGACACAAAUGGCUUCCGUCAGCAGUAUCGAAUCUCGCGGCAACUCGGCAAAGGCCACUUUGCAACAGUCUACCUCUGUGUGGAGCGCGCCACUGGAACUCAGUAUGCUGUGAAGGUGUUUGAAAAGCGCCCUGGCGACUCACAAAAAUCCCAAAAUGACUCUUUGAUGCAAGAAGUUGGUCUUCUCAUGGGAGUCAGCCACCCGAACUUGCUCUGUCUCAAAGACACCUUCGACGAAAGUGACGGUGUAUAUCUCGUGCUGGAGCUCGCUCCCGAGGGCGAACUCUUCAAUCUGAUUAUUAGCAAACAGAAGUUUUCAGAAAACGAAACUCGCCAUAUUUUCCUCCAACUAUUUGAAGGCUUGAAAUAUUUACAUGACCGUGGAAUUGUUCACCGAGAUAUCAAACCCGAGAAUAUUCUCGUUGCCGAUAAUAAGUUGACUGUGAAGCUUGGUGACUUUGGAUUGGCUAAAAUUAUCGGGGAAGAUUCAUUCACCACCACACUCUGUGGCACACCAAGCUAUGUUGCCCCCGAGAUCCUUCAAGAAUCCUGCCGACGCAAGUAUACCAAAGCUGUCGAUAUUUGGUCACUUGGUGUUGUACUCUACAUAUGUCUCUGUGGAUUCCCCCCUUUCUCGGACGAGCUCUACACGUCUGAGAACCCUUACACUUUAGCACAACAGAUUAAAGCAGGGCGUUUUGACUAUCCAUCUCCCUAUUGGGAUUCCGUGGGCGAUCCAGCCUUGGAUCUCAUUGACAGGAUGCUUACAGUUGAUGUCGAUAAAAGAAUCACAGUGGACGAGUGCCUUGAACACCCCUGGCUCACGGGCAAUUACCCAAGUGUUGCUGACAGCACAGACGGCCUCACGGGCGCCUUGGGGAAGCUAGACUUCUCAAGGAGGAAGAUUCCACGGGAACGCACACUUCUCAGCAGUAUCAAUGAUGUCCCUUUUAGCGAGAACAAGAACCCAGCCACUAGUGGUGCUCCUGUGAAAGUCUUCCAUAAGAAUCCUGCCGCAAAGCGCAUGCACAACAAUCCCAACAAGGCCAGCCAACAGCAGGAAGACACCCCUAACCAAAACAGUGGCCCGAAGGAGUUUGUCAAUCUCGGGGAGCGUGGUGAUCCGGUCUUAUUUGAGGAAGACCCGACUACCCGGUACAAGUAUUCCCCCUGCUUCGUUCCAGUUAUGGGUCUCGUCUCCGUUGUUCUCGAGAGCGUCUGUGAGCGCUGCUCGACAUUGUCAUCUUUAACACUUGUUGGUCUGGGUCUACUGUGCUUCGUUGCUCUUUCAGUCGUUGUGAACGUCCUGCGACAGGUUCUGUUCAAGAACCCCAACGAACCCCCUGUUGUCUUCCAUUGGUUCCCCUUCAUCGGUAGCACCAUUAGCUAUGGAAUUGACCCAUACAAGUUCUUCUUCACGUGUCGCGCAAAGUAUGGAGAUAUCUUCACCUUCAUCCUCCUCGGCAAAAAGACAACAGUGUACCUUGGCACCAAGGGCAACGAUUUUAUCCUCAAUGGAAAGCUGAAGGACGUCUGCGCUGAAGAGGUCUAUUCACCUCUGACAACCCCUGUGUUUGGACGGCAUGUCGUUUAUGACUGCCCCAAUGCGAAACUCAUGGAGCAAAAGAAGUUUGUGAAAUUUGGCCUUACAUCCGAAGCUCUACGCUCAUACGUCCGUCUCAUCACCGAUGAAGUGGAAGAUUUCGUUAAGAAGUCACCAGCCUUCCAGGGACAAGAGGGUGUCUUUGACGUCGGCAAAACAAUUGCUGAGAUUACCAUUUACACUGCCUCACGCUCUCUUCAAGGCAAGGAAGUUCGCAGCAAGUUCGACUCUACCUUCGCAGAAUUGUAUCACAAUCUGGAUAUGGGCUUUGCUCCGAUCAACUUCAUGCUCCCAUACGCUCCCCUUCCCCACAACCAGAAGCGUGACGCCGCCCAGAAAAAACUGACCGAGACUUACACGGAAAUUAUCAAAGCGCGCCGCGAGGCCGGUGGUGAGAAAGACUCUGAAGACAUGGUCUGGAAUCUUAUGUCCUGCAUUUACAAGAACGGCACUCCGAUCCCUGAUGAAGAAAUUGCCCACAUGAUGAUUGCUCUCCUGAUGGCUGGCCAACACUCCUCUUCGUCCACCGAGUCAUGGAUUCUUCUGCACCUUGCGAGAAACCCUGAGAUUGUCGAGGAGCUUUAUCAGGAGCAGGUUCAGGUUCUCGGUGCUGAUUUGCCCCCUCUGACCUAUGAGACUCUCCAGAAGCUGGAUCUCCAAUCCAAAAUUAUCAAGGAGACUCUGCGCAUCCAUGCCCCUAUUCACUCGAUCAUCAGAGCGGUCAAGAACCCAAUGCCUGUAGCUGGUACCUCUUAUGUGAUUCCUACUUCGCAUAAUGUUCUUUCCUCGCCAGGUGUCACCGCAAGGUCCGAGGACUUCUUCCCCAACCCUCUCAAGUGGGAUCCCCACCGCUGGGACGGAAACACCAUUGCCAACACUGCGGAUGAUGACGAGAAGAUUGACUACGGUUACGGUCUUGUCAGCAAGGGCACCAACAGUCCUUAUCUUCCCUUCGGUGCUGGACGGCACAGGUGUAUCGGUGAGCAAUUUGCUUACGUCCAGCUCGGUGCAGUUACAGCAGCCCUCGUGAGACUUUUCAAGUUCAGCACUAUCCCUGGCAGCGAGGAAGUUCCAGCCACAGACUACUCGCCUGCCGGUAAAUCUUUUGUGAAAUUUGAGAAACGCCAGCGUGAUACCAAAGCGUGA